Molecule: messenger RNA, 1977 nt
Organism: Rhizopus microsporus ATCC 52813
Lineage: Eukaryota; Fungi; Mucoromycota; Mucoromycetes; Mucorales; Rhizopodaceae
Exons: 4
Coding region: 1-1977 (658 amino acids)
Cellular component (GO): cytoplasm
Molecular function (GO): protein binding
Source: RefSeq, a predicted model, not a curated record
AUGUCCAAUACGGUUAUUUUAAUUAAAAAUACUAAAAAAAGAUUUGAAAUAAAUUUAAAAAAAGAGCAACAUAUUAGAGACUAUGUUCAUCAUAUCACACAGACCCAAUCAUUGCCUCCUUACUAUUCUAUCUCACUUUUGUCGCUCAUUUCAUCUGCUUUAUUAGAAAUUAAUCAAAUAGAACAUCCAGUUGACAAGAAUAAAAAGAAGUCAUUCUUGAAUGCAUAUCAAUCCACUACGUUAGCUUAUAAUAAUAAACCAGAAGAGGAUGUCUUUCCUAGAGCUUAUCAUACUCUUGUUCAUUGUCCUGUACCCAACCUGUUUGAUACUUUACUAGAAUUAGAAUCAAGUUAUACCUUGGCUAUUCAGGAACUAUAUGUAUCAAGGGAUCAUGAAUUGACUAAUAUCAAAGCAAGGCAGGUACACGCAAAGGAAAUAGAAUCUUCUUCAGCCAACAUGACAAGUUUAUUCACACGACAUGUAGAAGAAAUGGAAUUGUUUGAAGCUACUUGGCAAUCAGAUAUUCUUCAAUUACAACAAACACAACGUCAGGAAUAUAGAGAAUUUGUCAUUGAGUUAUACCGCGAAUACCAAAACAGGUCAGAGGAAAAGCCGGAUGGAAAGGAAAUGGUGGAAGCAGCUGCUAGUCGUGUCAAGGCUUGGGAUCAUCCAGACACAGGUUCCCUUCAUUCUUCUUCUUCUUCUAAACGAAGAGCCAGCUCAAUUCUGAGUAAUGGUGAAUACACAGAGGGCGUAAAGAGUAUUCAAGAAAUGGGAUUUGCUAAAGACCAAGCUGAGACAGCACUAAUGCUCUCAAAUCAAUCAGUCGAGGCUGCCAUCGCCCUCUUACUCGAGAACCGUGCCAAGGUGGACGCUCACAUUCCCCUGCGUCGUUCUAUUCAGACAACAAGGUCCAGGAGUAACAGCUCGAUCGAAAACAAACGUCACUCCCUUCAACGUGCCUCAUCUUUGGGUAACACCAACAAAACCGGAAAAAGCUGGAACCCUAUUUCAUUCCUGCAGCAACAGAAACAUGCCAUGGAGAACACUCACUUGAGCUCCGUUCGAAAGUUAGGUGGCUGGUUAGGUAAGGCCAUGGAAAAUUUGGGGAUUGAGGAAGAUAAGCCGAAACCUGCGCCCCCUUUGGCUGAAUCAUUCACUAUCAUGAUGGGAACUGCUCAGGUGAAAUCGACGCACAAUUUACGUCUCCUUGUCACCGAUCAAGUGAUACCCUGUGAUCCUCUCCGAGACGUGGCUUAUCGUGCUGAAACAGCAACUAAACUCUAUACAAGUCAUCUGAGUGCAACCGUUGUCUUGGUCGAUUUGAACGACCUCCGUCGUCAGGAUCAGCCGGCAGGUUAUGGUUGGAGGCAGUACAAGGCAGGCAAGGCAGGGAACCAAUCACUCUUUGAGCGGUGUCAGCAAUCGACAGAGUUUCACUUUGCUGAUAUAGAAACCCAAUUAUCCGUCAUUCAACAGGACUUUGAAUGUCAUCCUGAAGGGUUACAGGAAGGUUCCUUUUUUGUCACAAAACAUUCUAAUUUACCCAAUAUUCAAGUCGUAUUUCACUUGGUCAUUGAUAGCACAAGUAUCAGUACUCUUGAUGUAUCCAAUAGACAUUCUCUCAUUCUUGGAUUACGCAGUAUUCUAAAAUUGACAAGUCAGUAUGAUAUUUCCUCCUUAUCCAUUCCGCUCUCACUGUUACCAGACAAGUUUUUGGUGCAACCUGAACAGAUCCCCAAUUAUCAGCUUUGGUUACAAAAACGAGGUGAAGUGGUCAUGAAAUGCAUCAAGGGUUACUUGAUUGAACACUCCCAGAGUGGUAAGCGUGUACUACAAGAAGAAAACAAUCUGGGCUUGAGAACGAUCGAAUUUAUCCUGCCUCCCAUUUCAAAUCACAUGGAUGAUGUAAGUCAACAGGAUGUUCUUUUUCAACAAUUCAGAAAUUUACUCGUCAAUCUAUUUCGUACGAGUUAA